Nothobranchius furzeri (turquoise killifish) is the source of this 2485-nucleotide messenger RNA. Its product is annotated as zinc finger protein 83. Gene Ontology annotation, cellular component: PcG protein complex; chromatin; transcription regulator complex. The record is from RefSeq and is a predicted model, not a curated record. Gene Ontology annotation, biological process: regulation of transcription by RNA polymerase II. Lineage: Eukaryota; Metazoa; Chordata; Actinopteri; Cyprinodontiformes; Nothobranchiidae. Gene Ontology annotation, molecular function: DNA-binding transcription factor activity, RNA polymerase II-specific; RNA polymerase II cis-regulatory region sequence-specific DNA binding.
UGUGUUGCAUUACGCAUGCGCCUAGUACCCGGAAGUUUUUCCUCAUUCCGUUUAUUAGCUGACCGAUAUCCGUGCUGUCGAGAGUGUUGCUGUUUUUUAAUUUCUUUUUAAUCUCCAGUUUGUUCGUCAAUCACAAUGUUUCCUGCAGAUGUUCAACAGAUGGUGUCGGUUAAAGAAGAAGCAACCAAAGAACUGAGUGCUGAUGUGGAUCUACAGGACCCAGAACCCCUCCACAUAAAGGAGGAACAGGAGGGGAGCUGGACCAGUGUGGAGGAAGAGCAUCUCCAUGUGAAAGAGGAGACUGACGUCACCAGGUUUACAUUCACAGUAGUUCCUAUAAAGAGUGAGGAUAAUGAAGAGAAGCCUCUGUUUUCACUGCUUCAUCAUCAGCAAAUGGAAGACAGAGAUGUUCCAACCAACAGCUUAGUUGACCAGAUGACUGCAGGAACUGUCAGAGGAGCAGAAACUAGCAAGAACCCAGAUCUGAACAAUGAAGAGAAUUCUAUUUCUUCAGAGACUGAAGUCAGUAGAAGUGAUGAACAAGAUGAUGAUCUGAAUCUUGACUCUGGUCCUGAAACUGAAGAUGGAGACAAUGACUGGAAGGAGAGCAAGACUUCAGUGUCAGGAGAAAACACUGUCAACACAUCAUUUAGCUGCUCUGAGUGUGGGAAACAAUAUCACUUUAUUGCAGACCAUGAAGAAAUUAGGUCUUCAAACUGUUUGGUUAAUAAGACAGACUUUAGUUGUGAGUGUGGUCAAAUAGUUUACCCAAAAAGUAAUCUGAACCUACAAAUAGGAAUCCACUCUGAAGAGAAGGCAUUUGAUUGUGACGUUUGUGGACAAAGAUUCAGACAGAAGUCACAUUUAGACAGACACGUGAGAAUUCACACUGGAAAUAAACCGUUUGAAUGUGAUGUAUGUGGACAAAGAUUUAGAUGUAAUUCAACUUUAAAGUCACACGUGAAAAUCCACUCAGGACAGAAGCCAUUUAAAUGUGAUGUUUGUCAAAAAAAGUUCAGACAUAAGACAACCAUAACAAGACACAUGAGAAUCCACACUGGGCAAAAACCAUUCAAAUGUAAUGUUUGUGGACAAAGAUUUAGAUGUAACACAACUUUAAAUGCACACCUAAGAAUCCACACUGGGGAGAGACCAUUUGAAUGUGAUUUUUGCGGACAAAAAUUUAGUCGUAAAGCAAUUUUAUCCUCACACAGGAAUAUCCACACAGGACAGAAACCAUUUCAAUGUGUUGUUUGUGGACAAAGAUUUAGCCAUAAAACGACUCUGAGUGCACACAAGAGAAUUCAUACUGGAGAGAAACCAUUUGAAUGUGAUCUUUGUGGACAAAAGUUUAGUCGGAGGGCAACGUUAAAUUCCCAUUUGAUGAUCCACACAGGACAGAAACCAUUUAAAUGUGAUGUCUGUGGACAAAGAUUUAGUAGGAAAACACAUCUAAAGGGACAUAUGAGGAUUCAUACAGGCCAGAAACCAUUUGAAUGUGAUGUUUGUGGACAAAGAUUUAGCCAUAAAACGACUUUGAAUGCACACAAGAGAAUUCACACUGGAGAGAAACCAUUUGAAUGUGAUGUUUGUAGACAAAAGUUUAGUCGGAGGGCAACGUUAAAUUCCCAUUUGAUGAUCCACACAGGACAGAAAUCAUUUAAAUGUGAUGUCUGUGGACAAAGAUUUAGUAGGAAAACGCAUCUAAAUAGACAUAUGAGGAUUCAUACAGGCCAGAAACCAUUUGAAUGUGAUGUUUGUGGACUAACAUUUCGUCACAAAACAAGUUUAAACUCUCACUUGUUAAGCCAUACGGGGGAGAAACCAUUUCAGUGUGUUCUUUGUGUACAACGAUUUAGUCGUAAGACAAACUUAAACAGCCACAUGAGUAUCCAUAUAGAACAGAAACCUGUUGAAUGUGACCUUUAAAAAUAUAUCCACAAAUCUAUUUAGAACUCGCACACAAAGCACACAUGCAAAUACAUCCUAGAAGGAUGAAAGUUUACCAGUUCACAAGACAUGUCCCAAGUAGGGCUGGGACGAUAUGGAAAAAAUCUAGGGCUGAAACGAAUGAUCGAAUGCUUUGAUUCAAUACAUUUCUCAAGUUUCUUUUUACUGAUUUGUUACUGAUUCGUUAAAUAUGCACACCACAGCCGGACUCUUACACUGACACAUUUUACUGAUGCACAACUUGGUGGUCACGGCACCAUGGAGGAAUUUGGAGAAAAUGACAAUGACAAAAACUACACCAGGUGGGCUAAUGCUAACGAGUAGGAUUGAUAUUUCAUAAUGCAAUUUUUCAUGAAGCUUUAACUUGUUCUUAAAGGGCCACAAAGGCAUUAUGAAUUGUUUUUUGAUUCUUUUUAUUUAUUGAAAACAUCAAUAUUUUAAUAUGCAAAACAGUUUGCAUGCUAGAAACAUUGCAGAAACCAAUUAGUGUAACACAAUUUUUUGUAUUUCAUUAAAAGGUGGCAUUUCUAUGGAA